AUGGCCACUCUGCCCGUCAAUGCUUUCCAGGAAAAUGCAGCAAGGCUGGGGAUGAGGAUACAGGAAUCACUCUCAGAGCAUCUCACUCGAGACUUUGGAUCGAGUACUGCGGCUCUGUUUGACAGUCCAGACGACAGACUCACCGAUGUCCGCAAGCAGCUCGACUCGACGAGUGAUAGAGAAAAGAUUGAUGCGCUCAGACGGCUUAUUGCGAUGAUCUCAAAAGGUCGAAAUGUAUCCGAGUUCUUUGCCCAAGUCGUCAAGAAUGUUGCAUCGCACAACCUUGAAGUCAGGAAACUGGUCUACAUCUACAUCUUGCGCUAUGCAGAAUCAGAGCCCGACCUAGCUUUGCUCAGCAUUAACACAUUUCAGAAGGAUCUCACAGAUAGUAAUCCACUUAUCCGAGCCAUGGCGCUUCGAGUGCUGUCUGGGAUUCGGGUUUCUAUGAUUGGGUCUAUUGUCGUGCUUGCUAUCAAAAAGUGUGCGUCAGACGUCAGUCCGUAUGUCAGAAAGACGGCAGCAUUGGCAAUUCCAAAGUGCCUGAGCCUAGAUGACUCGCAGCGUCGGGAGCUCAUGACUAUACUCAUUUCUUUGCUCAACGAGCGUUCCCCUCUGGCCAUUGGAACCGUGCUGGUGGCAUUUAAUGCCGUCUGUCCGGAGCGACUGGAUCUUUUACAUCCACAUUAUCGGCGACUCUGCAGGCUCCUACCAGAUGCAGAUGAAUGGGGACAGGUUACCAUUGUCAAUUUGUUGGUUCGUUAUGCUCGUCGGAUGUUGCCACAGCCGAUAGUUCGUGAAGACUACAGUAAUUCGGUUGUUGAAACUGUUGAUCCGGACUUGCAAUUACUCCUUACUGGCGUUGAACCUCUCCUUCUGAGUAGGAAUGCAGCUGUUGUAAUGGCUGCCAGUCGAGGAAUCUAUUACCUUGCUCCACCUUCACAAACCACAAAGGCGGUCUCUCCUCUCCUCAAACUACUGCAUACAUCUCCCGAAGUGGAACGUGUCGUCGUAGAAGAGCUCUACCUCAUUUCUCGCGCAUCACCCGUAGAACCUAAUGGCACCGCACUACAGCAGACUUCUCCUACGCUCAUCAGACGCGACAUCUACCAAACUUGCCAAGCUCAAAACCUCGUGAAAAUCAUGAAAUCUGAAAAUGCUGGAGCGCUCCUGGGCGAGUUCGGCGAGUAUGUGAAGGACCGUGAUGAUUCAGUGGCAGCGGCGGCUGUCAACGCCAUUGGAACAUGUGCACGACUCCUCCCAGAAUAUACUUCGAGAUGCAUAAAUGUUCUCAUCUCGCUCAUGAAAGAUAGCCAUGAUGCAGUAGGUAGCGGCGCCGUGCGCGUCCUCAAGGACCUUGUCCAACUCAACUCCACGACUUCUGGAACUACUAUUGUUGAAGGAAUAGCAUCAAUACAGAGCCCAAGCGAGAUCAUUGCAUCUCUCGCCUCCCAGUUUGACGAUGUCAAGCAUCCGCGGGCAAAGGCGUGUGUAAUAUGGCUUGUUGGUCAAUACGCUCGUACUACGAGUGAAUCGGUGACCAUUCCAGGAAUCGAAAACUGGGCGCCGGACGUACUUCGUCGAGCAUUGAAGUCUUUUACAAAGGACUACAAAGUCGUCAAGCUACAAACGAUGACCCUCUCCGCCAAAUUACUCUCGUUGUCUCCUGAAACCGACGUGAUAGGCAAAAUGACCCUUUAUUGUCUCAACCUGGCGAGGUUUGACGAAGACUACGACGUGAGAGAUCGUGGUAGAAUGCUGUCCACACUACUCUCAGAUAUUUCGCCAGUUUUGCGAAGUGAAAUGAUGCAAAGCAAUGGGGUAGCUGAGGAGGAUGGUAGCGAAGAGGCUGGUCGCGGAGUCAUCACUCUUCGAGCUCCACAAGUUCAAAUGAUUCUAUUCCGAGGCAAGGUUCCUUCUGAAGAGGAAGAGGACCCAAUCGAUCCUACCAUGACGCUAGGAUCAAUGGCACUUGUUACAGGAAAGAUGAUGUCCUCGUCUUGGGUCCUCCCACCCUGGGAGGAAAAAGGGACAGAAGGUUCGCUACGAGAUUCUCCGGAAGAUAAGCAGGCUCCUCCCCUGGCCGCAUACUCUGUCCCAAUCGAAAAAAGGACUACGAUGCAAGGCUUUGGGAAUUCGCCUAUGGGCGGAGUCUCACCGGUGCCAACGGGAUCGUUGGCUCCUUCGGGAACGAAUACACCGUCGGGAUCCACAUCGAAAUGGAAAGAUCUUGAUUCAUUCUACGCUGAUGAAACAGAGGCGAGGCCAGUCGCGGCUCGCGCUGCAGCAACAGUAGCGAGGUCUCAGCCAGAAGCAAGCGAGGAAGAGGAGGAGAGUGAAGAAGAGACUGAUGAGGAAGAAGAUAGUGAAGAGGAGGAUGAAGAUAACCGCCUCAAGGGGUAUACGGCCGCUCUUCAGAGAUUGUCCGCACGAACAGGGACACCUAUCACCUCACUAGCUGUGUCGUUUGCAAUCCUUCAUGAACUCACGGCGCUCGUGCCGCUCGUCGGCGUGUACUGGGGAGCUAGAACCUUUGGAGUUGGAGACCAAAUGAUGAAGUACCUUCCUAAGAAAGGAAAGGAUGACAUUGAGGAGCCCAAAGACUCUGGAGUGAUUAAUGAGACGCUCGCAACGUGGGCCAAAGAAGGGGAGCGGAGAAUGGUUAGAGUGGGCGCAAGAUAUGGCGUAUUUGGAUUUGAAAAGGGACAAAAAGUCACGGAAGAGGAUCUGGGCAAGCUUGGAGACGCGGUCGCACGUGAAGUUGCCAACGGAGCCUUUGCAUACAUAGUGGUCAAGGCUCUACUUCCUGUGCGCAUUGGCGCGUCGCUAUACCUCUCCCCGGCAUUCUCAAGACGGUUCCUACAGCCUAUUGCAGAGUUGGCCCCCAAUAACUUGACCUCUACUACCACUAUGAAGCCAAUCCCUAUCACCGUAUUCACCGUUGUUGAAGGAACAUCGGUCAAUGGUCCUACAGGGUUCCUCGGAUCCGGGAAAACGACUACAAUCUUAUCCCUGUUACCUCAGCUCCCGAGAGAUUAUAAGGUUGUCCUGUUGAAGAAUGAAUUCGGAGAUGUCGAAGUCGAUUCACAACUUGCAAAGCAAUCGUCUCUUGCGGCUGUAUCGGAGAUCCUCAAUGGAUGCAUGUGCGCGACCCCCUUUUCCGAUGUCCAAAAGCUCAUCAACCAAAAGGUGUUGCAUUCUCGUCGGGCAGAUGAAAACGGCAUUAUUGGAGAUUCAGAGACCUACAAUCCAGACAGGAUUAUCAUCGAAACAUCCGGAUCUGCGUUCCCUGCCACGCUCGCGUUCCAGAUAAGGGAGUUGGAAAAGGAAACCAAUGGAGCGUUUAAAUUGGACGCCAUUGCAACUGUGAUUGACGCAGAAAACUUUACUGGAUACGAAGAUACAUCGACGACUGCAAAGAUGCAAGCAGCGUAUACCGACAUUCUCCUCAUUAACAAGUGGGAACUCGUAUCAGAACGACAAUUAGACAUUGUCAUGGACCAUUUGUUUACGCUCAACGAGUCGACGCCAAAGAUUAAAUGCAAUGGGCGCGCAGGUGUCGACCCGUCUCUUAUCUUUGGCCUGGACUCAAAACUAUUCCUCACGUCGGAUGGGGAUAGUGCCUUGAAUAUUGCGGUGAACAUCAAGAAGAAGUCGAGACGUUUACUAUUACUCGCGGAACCUCGCCAUCUAUGGGUCACAUCCACAACGAAUCCUGUGGACACACGCAUGCGGAUGAGCACCUCAAACAACCGGAUGUCACCUCGCCUGAACAAGGAGGUCGUCUACCGCGUCAAAGGAUUCGUCAAACUCACAGAAGAAGGCGGAGUGAACUCGAUAAUGAUACUAAACUGGGCAUUUGGACGCUACGAGCUCACGAGUAUCGAUGCCGAAGUUGGUGACAAGGGUUUGAUAGGGGCAAACCUUCGUUUGACCAUUAUGGGAGAGCGAGGCGAGGUCAGAUCAAAAGGAAGAGCGUUUUCGACCCUUCUAGGGGCCGUACUUUCUUAG
Messenger RNA from Serendipita indica DSM 11827, 4008 nucleotides. NCBI's taxonomy places the organism in Eukaryota, Fungi, Basidiomycota, Agaricomycetes, Sebacinales, Serendipitaceae. The record is from the annotation of a GenBank genome assembly.